Thelazia callipaeda (thelaziosis nematode) is the source of this 630-nucleotide messenger RNA. NCBI's taxonomy places the organism in Eukaryota, Metazoa, Nematoda, Chromadorea, Rhabditida, Thelaziidae. The record is from the annotation of a GenBank genome assembly.
AUGGUUAAAUUAUUGUUAUUCAUUUUGCAUUGUUAUUUGAUUUGUUGUACUGAACCUAAACGUUCAGUAUUUUUGACAAGUUGGUUUGGUACGGGAACGAAAAAUGUUAAAUACGAAACUAUUGCUGUUAAUAGCGCUGAUGAAAAUGGUAAUCUGAUUCGACGGAAAUUGAAUUCAAGACGAGAUAGCAAUAAUCAAAUAAUAAAUGAUUGUAUUGAUAUUUAUGGAACAUUAAGAGUGAAUGGGGAGGAAUAUGAACGGAAAAAUGGCAGAUUUAAAUAUAAAUGCUCAAAUGGUCUUGAAAUUAUUACAGGUAAAUUAUCACAUCAAAGAUGUUACAUAACUGAUACAAAACAAAAGAUAAAGAUUGGCGAUGUUAUCACAAAAUGGAAUAUGCUAUUCAAAUGUUAUUUGCAUAAUAAUGUAGUACAAUAUGAAGAAUAUCCUUGUGGUUUACCAGGUACACAAGCAUGUGAAAUUCAAUUAAAUCAACGUUCACUUAGCAGUAAUGUACCAGUAAAACCAAGCUUUGGGGCAUUUAGUAUUGCACAGUAUAUUUAUCGUGGUAAUGAUAAAGUAUUGACAGGUUCCAAUACUUUGAAAUUAGAACUAUCGCGACCAGAUGGUUAA